Molecule: messenger RNA, 1376 nt
Organism: Suncus etruscus (white-toothed pygmy shrew)
Lineage: Eukaryota; Metazoa; Chordata; Mammalia; Eulipotyphla; Soricidae
Gene: NEUROD6
Product: neuronal differentiation 6
Exons: 2
Coding region: 193-1206 (337 amino acids)
Biological process (GO): regulation of DNA-templated transcription; nervous system development
Molecular function (GO): protein dimerization activity
Source: RefSeq, a predicted model, not a curated record
UACCAGCUCUGGCAGUUGGCAUCAAUGUCACUUUUUAGAGAUCAAUGAGAUAGUACAGAGACGCACAGCUCUAGAGACUCCAGGAGACGAUGCGGUCCUCAGCCUGAAAAAGCUUUGGAAGCUCCAAAAUGAAAACUGAUUAUUGAAUGAAAUUUAAAAAAAAAAACUAAGGUAAUUUAAGAGUAAAGAACCAUGCUAACAUUACCGUUUGACGAGUCUGUUAUAAUGCCAGAAUCCCAGAUGUGCAGAAAGUUUCCUAGAGAUUGUGAGGAUCAAAAGCAAAUGAAGAAACCCGAAAGCUUUUCCAAACAAAUUGUGCUUCGAGGAAAGAGCAUUAAAAGGGCCCCUGGAGAAGAGACGGAGAAGGAAGAUGAGGAGGAAGACCGGGAAGAGGAAGAUGAAAAUGGGUUGCCCAGAAGGAGGGGUCUUAGGAAAAAAAAGACGACCAAGCUGAGACUGGAGAGGGUCAAGUUCCGGAGACAGGAAGCCAACGCCAGAGAGAGGAACAGGAUGCACGGCCUCAAUGAUGCUUUGGACAAUUUACGAAAAGUGGUACCCUGUUAUUCCAAAACCCAAAAACUGUCCAAGAUAGAGACCCUACGACUGGCCAAAAACUACAUAUGGGCACUUUCUGAAAUCCUGAGGAUCGGCAAGAGACCCGAUUUGCUCACAUUUGUCCAGAACCUGUGCAAAGGUCUUUCCCAGCCCACGACAAACUUGGUGGCAGGUUGCUUGCAGCUCAAUGCCAGGAGUUUCUUGAUGGGUCAGGGAGGGGAGGCUGCGCACCACACCCGCUCACCCUACUCUACUUUCUACCCACCCUACCACAGCCCUGAGCUCGCCACUCCCCCGGGACAUGGAACUCUGGAGAAUUCCAAGUCCAUGAAGCCCUACAAUUAUUGCAGUGCGUAUGAAUCCUUCUAUGAGAGCACUUCUCCUGAGUGCGCCAGCCCUCAGUUCGAAGGCCCCUUAAGUCCUCCCCCAAUUAACUAUAAUGGGAUCUUUUCCCUGAAGCAAGAAGAAACCUUGGACUAUGGCAAAAAUUACAAUUACGGCAUGCAUUAUUGUGCAAUGCCACCCAGGGGUCCCCUUGGGCAGGGUGCCAUGUUCAGGUUACCCACCGACAGCCACUUCCCUUACGACUUACAUCUGCGCAGCCAAUCUCUCACCAUGCAAGAUGAAUUAAAUGCAGUUUUUCAUAAUUAAUGAGGAAAUGAAAAUAAACAGUGGUCAUUCAUCCCCCCCCCACCACCCCCCGUCUAAUUAAGACAAGGCAGAUGCCCGUGGGCUGAGUAAUUGGCACCACUCGAAGGUGUUUCGAGUUUCUGAAUUGUUUCAACUCGUGAGAAUUUUCUAUGUAAGAAUAAAUCGUUUUU